GCUCAUUAACAUUCCGUUCACACGUUGUCCCGCAACCUCGCGGGAGGGGAGCGCUGUGACAGAGACGGAGGGACAGAGACGGAGGGACAGCGCGCGGUCCUCAGCGCUCACUCCUGCUGCCUGCUGUCGCGCGCCGCGCGCCGCGCUCGCUCACCGGCCGCUCACGAGCUCCGCGGAGGACCCCCCGCUGAAGUCUCCCUCCCACCUCCCACUCAGAGUGGGUACAAAGCGGUGAGUCAGGACACUGCGGCAGCUCCGUUUGCACGGGAACCGCGUGGCGCACCCCGGAGGCUGGGAGAAGACCCCCCGCACACGGCCCUCCUUCGCCGCUCCGACGUCGAGGCACCGGGUCCGGACGUCCCGACUCGCCGGAAGCCCACGCCAUGCCGCCGAAGGAAGGAAUGUGCCGCACGUGCUGCCGAGGUGUCUAUAGCUGCCACUGGAGCCGGCGGAACGACGGCAGGCGGAGAUGUACGUGCUGCUGGUUCUCCGCUGUCGCCAUGGUGUCCCUGCUGGCCGCCAGCUGGUUGUACGUCUGCAUGAUGGCCUUCAACGACCGCGACGACUUCAACUGGAAGGCCUUCGAAAGCCUGAAGCGAUGGGUCAACUGGUUCAUGGUGAUGGUUGCUGUGUAUGCAGCAAUAGCCAUCUACUGCUGCCUGCUGCUGCUCUUCGCACUGUUCCAAGAGGCCAUGAGGGACCCUGUGGACCCCCACUGCGUUCAUAAGGUGUUCCUGUCUUUAGCCGUCCUGCUCAUCACUGCUGGAAUUGUAGGGAUGAGCUGCCGGUGGGCGGAUGAGUGGCACACCGUCUAUCUCUCGCUGCUGGCCACGGGUCCCUUCCUGCAGCUGGGCGGAGUGGUGGCGCUCACCGUGCUCUGCGGCUUCGUCUUCCAGCGGUUCUUCAAGGCCAAGAGGGCAGUUUCCAAGACGAUCAUCAUGGCGACCUUCGUGGUGCUGACAGCCGCAGUCUUCCUCUCCCCGCUCUUCAUCAAGUCUCCGUGUCUGCUGGAGGUGCUCCCUGCCAAACCAGCACUCAUUGGCCAUCGGGGGGCGCCAAUGCUUGCUCCAGAGAACACCAUGAUGUCGUUCAGGAGAAGCGCAGACUGUGGUGUGGAUACCUUUGAGACAGAUGUGCUGAUCAGUAAGGAUGGGACUCCCUUCCUCAUGCACGACACGACCCUGCAGAGAACGACGGACGUGUCGGAGAAGUUUCCGGAUCGGGCCAAUCACACGAGCACCAGCUUCACCUGGAUGGAGCUACAGAGCCUGAAUGCAGGCAGGUGGUUCCUGAAGAGCAAUCCUUUCCGAACGCUUUCGCUCCUUUCCGAGCGAGAGCGAGCGGCUGCGGGGAACCAGAGCAUCCCGUCACUCGCCGAGUUGCUGGAGCUGGCCAAGGAGCGCAACGCGUCCCUCAUCUUCGACAUGAAGGACGGAGACAGCGCAGGCGAUGACACUCGGCUUGUGGUGGAUACCAUCCUCAAGUCUGGUAUCCGUCGCGAACUGGUGCUGUGGCUGCCCCCCAAACACAGAGCGCAUGCGCAAACUCGGGGUUUCCGGCAAAUCUACAGCAACGUGUCCGCAAUGCUCAGCGAUGGAGGGAACCUGCUGAACCUCAAAUACAACAGUGUCUCCACUGAGGAAUUGAGGGAGCUGAAGAGGAAGAACGUGACGGUGAACAUGUGGGUGGUCAAUGAUCGCUGGCUCUUCUCCCUGCUGUGGUGCGCCGGAGUGGAUUCCGUCACCACCAACGCCUGCCAUGACUUACAGAAAAUGGACCGACCCGACUGGCACCUGACUCCUUCCACAUACCGAAUCAUAUGGAUCAGCGUGGACGUGGCCUCCCUUGUGAUCAUGCUCAUUGUGUUUUACAUGCAAAGGAGGACGCGAGAGAGGAUCUUCUGCCCUAGAGACAGAGGAACACCCCUUCUUGAGCUCUAAAUGAUAUUCGUCCAGAAGAACCUCCUCCCCAGACCCCGCCGGAGCUCCCGUGGAGGCGAAAGCUUGAACUUAAUCACCUAGAACCCGUGCCCACCACUUUGUAGAUGAAUGUACUUCCAACGGACGCCUCUGGACGGUGACCUCUGUCCUUGGCCUGGUGGAGGAGAUCAGUGAAGCUCUGAUCAGCUUGGCUCCGUUACCUCCAGCAGCACAUCCAGCACUCGAUGGACUUUCAGCAUGGACUUCCCUAAAGAUAUGGACAUCUCCCAUCCCCCUAGGAAGCUACUUGAAACACUAAACUCACCUCCUAACAGAGAAUAAUUUUUCAUACGUAAUUUUGGAGAGCACUGAAACUAAUUUUUAGAAGGAAGAAAUCUCAUAAAUCUGAUUUUUAGAUUUCUGCUUUUAUUUUUUUACAGCUGCGCUUUGUCGUCUUCCAUAAAUCUAUAAUGACAUUGUCUACGUGAGAUACAGCUUCUGACGUCAUGAACUGGGGAAAUGUUAGACUUUGUAUCGGGGUGAAUAUCACUCAGAAACUGCAGCAUUUUUAGGCAUCUCAGCAGAAUUCUAGUGCUGCCAGUGUAUGUAGUUUACGGUGGUGGAACGAAUGAGGUGAGGGUUAUGGGGCUCUGCUCUCAUUUAUAAGAUCCACGUCGAAAUAAUGUCCUCAACGUCCGGCUCAGGUUUAUCCGCAUUUGUUCACGACUCCUCCUCCAGUCCGGGUGUCGAGCCCAGGUAUCCGGAUCUGCGUUCACACCGUGGUUUCAGAGUCCAUCUCCUCCAUCGAUCGAAAAGAGGAGUUGUAUCUCGACCAUCACCACACCGUUUGCUCCCUUCAGGUCCCGUCUCUCACGUGAUCUCCGGAAAAUGACUCCCUCUGUGGUCCCUCUUUCAGGAAGUGUCUACAGAACUCCUGUUUGUUUCACUUUUAUUGAGUCGUAACUUAAUCAGGUGACAUCUGUUCCUCAACGGUCACGCUCAGGUCGAAAAGGAGUUGGCUGCUCCUCCCUUUGCUUACAGUUGCCAUCUGGUCCUGACCGGCCGGUUCCUCACUGUGAUCCUGUGACGUUGCAUUUGUUGCGUCUUCUGUUUUUUUUUGGGAAGUAAGUAAGCAAAGGUCUGCAGAAAUGAGUUGCAGACUGGCUCUGUCAUAUUCCAGGUGUUUCAAUCCAAUGUCAACACAGCGGAAGAACGUGUCAAAAAAUGAUCGCACGAAUAAUGUUGCCUUUAUUUUUUUAAUUCCUUUAUCUGCAAGAGCUGAGCUCUUUCAGUUUAAGUCCUACCACAACAAGGGUAUAGAAGGUGAAUGCAGUAGUUCAGCUGGUAAUUAGUCAUUUCUGAUUGUAAAAUAAUGUACUUUCCCAGCAGGUGCUAUUAUCCCCUGGCUUCCCUUCCAAGGAGGGAUGCAGAGGGCUCUGUGGUUGGAGGGAUUUUUAGCUGAAAUAUCUCUUUUGUCCACAAUGUGGCAGACAGAACUUGGAGCCCAGGGGUAACACUGGUGUAUUUGCUGGAAACGCACCGUAUAAUUCAGUGCCCUAGAAAAAAGUUUUCACACCCUUGAAGUCUUGUUAUUUGCCUGAAUCACAAAUGGGACAUUGAAAUUUUCUUCUUUUUUUUUUUUUGGAG
Messenger RNA from Scleropages formosus (Asian bonytongue), 3566 nucleotides. RefSeq names its product glycerophosphodiester phosphodiesterase domain containing 2 (gene gdpd2). The record is from RefSeq and is a predicted model, not a curated record. Lineage: Eukaryota; Metazoa; Chordata; Actinopteri; Osteoglossiformes; Osteoglossidae. The transcript has 15 exons. Gene Ontology annotation, biological process: lipid metabolic process. Gene Ontology annotation, cellular component: plasma membrane. Gene Ontology annotation, molecular function: glycerophosphodiester phosphodiesterase activity. Bases 384 to 1940 code for a protein of 518 amino acids.